Molecule: messenger RNA, 1441 nt
Organism: Dermatophagoides pteronyssinus (European house dust mite)
Lineage: Eukaryota; Metazoa; Arthropoda; Arachnida; Sarcoptiformes; Pyroglyphidae
Gene: Fuca
Product: alpha-L-fucosidase
Biological process (GO): glycoside catabolic process; fucose metabolic process
Cellular component (GO): lysosome
Molecular function (GO): alpha-L-fucosidase activity
Source: RefSeq, a predicted model, not a curated record
UAUCAUUGAGCAGUAUUUUGAACAAAACUGUCAUCAUUGUUAUUGUAGAAAUUAUUUGGCAAAAUGAUUGGAAAAUUUAAAAUUCUGCUAAUUUAUUGUUUAUCAAUCAUUUCAGCUGCUCAUUAUGUAGCUGAUUGGAAAUCAAUCGACAAACGUCCGUUACCAGAAUGGUACGAUAAUGCUAAAGUUGGUAUCUUUAUUCAUUGGGGAGUAUUUUCUGUACCUUCAUUUGGUAGUGAAUGGUUUUGGCAUUCAUGGGCAUCACAUGGUAAAUCGUAUGAUGAAUUUAUGAAUAAAAAUUAUCGACCAGAUUUUACCUAUGCUGAUUUUGCCAAAGAUUUUACAACCGAAUUCUUUGAUCCAAUAGAAUGGGCAAGUAUAUUCAAUAAAUCCGGUGCACGUUAUGUUGUAUUGACCAGUAAACAUCAUGAAGGAUAUACACUUUGGCCAUCAAACUAUUCGUUUAAUUGGAAUGCUAAAGAUGUUGGUCCAAAUAAAGAUUUGGUUGGUGAAUUGGCUGAAGCCGUGAGAAAAGUUGGAAUACGUUUUGGUCUUUAUCAUUCACUUUACGAAUGGUAUAAUCCUUUGUAUUUACGUGAUAAAAAGAAUAAUUUUCGUACAGACGAUUUUGUAAAAUCAAAAAUUAGACCUGAAAUGGAAGAAUUAGUGAAUGCUUAUCGUCCAGAUGUAUUAUGGUCCGAUGGUGAUUGGGAAGCACCGGAUACAUAUUGGAACAGUACAGAUUUUCUUGCUUGGCUUUACAAUGACAGUCCUGUCAAAGAUCGAGUUGUGGUCAAUGAUCGUUGGGGAAAGGAUACCACAUGUAAACAUGGUGGUUAUUUCACAUGCCAGGAUCGAUAUAAUCCUGGAGUGUUGCAAACCAGAAAAUGGGAAAAUGCAAUGACUUUGGACAAAGAAUCAUGGGGAUUUAGACGGGAAGCAAAAUUAGAAGAUUAUCUAACAAUCGAAGAGUUAAUUUUUACAUUGGUCAAAACUGUAAGUUGUGGUGGAAAUAUUCUCAUCAAUGUUGGACCGACUAAAUAUGGGAAAUUGGUGCCAAUUUUCGAAGAACGACUUGAACAACUGGGAUCGUGGCUUCAUAUAAAUGGUGAGGCAAUCUAUGAAACAAAGCCAUGGAUUAGACAAAAUGAUAGCAUAUCAUCGAAUGUUUGGUAUACACAACGCGAUUAUCAUACUAUUUAUGCUAUUACACUUGGGUAUCCAACAAACGACACCAUCGUUCUUGGCGAUGUAUAUUAUAAUAACAUCAAGUCGAUUCAAUUAUUGGGUGCUAAUAAACUGGUACAAAUAUUGCCAGCUAUUCAAGAUGGAACAAUGAUUAAAUUUCCUGAUCUGAAUCCUAAUGAUAAAGCUCGUUACGCAUUUACAUUUAAAAUUCAUUAUAAACAAUAAUAACAAUGAUGUUUAAGUUCCAAAAACA